Molecule: messenger RNA, 5968 nt
Organism: Chrysoperla carnea
Lineage: Eukaryota; Metazoa; Arthropoda; Insecta; Neuroptera; Chrysopidae
Product: ankyrin repeat domain-containing protein 11-like
Exons: 8
Coding region: 229-5751 (1840 amino acids)
Biological process (GO): protein phosphorylation
Molecular function (GO): ATP binding; protein serine/threonine kinase activity
Source: RefSeq, a predicted model, not a curated record
AUUUGCCAAACGUUUAUCACGUACAAAUAAAAUUAUCUUAACAAUAAUUUUCAAAUUCGACAGAUCGAUUAAUUAAAUUGUAAUCGAAAGAAAACGAAAUUUAUUCAGUGUUUUGUGUUUAGUGUGUUUUUCUCAACAAUCCUCUUAGUGCAGUGCUGCUUAUAUGUGUUGUGUAAUAAAGUGUAGUGAUUUUUCUUAGUGCAAGCGUCGGAUGUACAAAAAACAAAAAUGCCGCAUUUUUCUGAUUUAUCUAGUAUUAGCUCAUAUUAUGGGGGCGCAUUACCCCCUUCAUAUAUUAACGUAAACUCUUACGCCACACAUUCGUCAUUAGUAACCAGUCCAUCGUACCGAUCUCCAAUUGUACCCUCAUAUUUUGGGAAUCGUUAUAAUGCUGGGACAUCUGGAAAUCGUGCCAGUUAUAAACCCCAUUUAGCGACAAUCGGUGAAAGUCAAACAUACAUUGGUGGACGACGUCAAUCUCCUCGGACAGCAAUUGGUUCACCAAAAUCACGAUUAAUUAGUCAUUCAUCUCCGAAAUAUAAAAUUCCGAAACCGAUUUCAAUUAAUACAGCAGAUAUUGAUGUAUCAAGACAUCGAUAUCGGCGUACACCGGAGGCAGAUAAACCUCCAGUAACUCCUGAAGUGGUAUCAAAAAAACCUCAAGUUUCAUCACCACCACCAGUAGACGGGGAUGUUUUUAUGCCACGAAUUGAUCAAGCAAAUCGUAGUACAAUUAAACGUGGUCGCACAGUAGUGCGUUUACAUACAAAACAUUUGAAGAAAGAUGAAAAAGAAGAUAGAGAAAAAAAAUCAUCAGAGCAAAAGAGUCCAACUAAAAAGGAUGAAAUUAAAUUUGAGCCAACCAUAAAUAUAAGUUCUUGGCGUGAUAAUUUUACUCCAAAUGAAUUAAGAAAUGAAAAACGCAAAAAAAAAUCUCCUGGAGAACGUUUAAUUGAAAAAUUUUAUAUACCCGAUAAAAAUUCGAUAGAUUACGUUCCACAACCUCCUCCAGUUGAAAAAGUACCAAGCUUUCAUGAUUUAUGUCGUAGCAUAAGUACAGAUGAAGUUCACGAGGAUAUAAAUUUAAACAGACGAUUAUCACAAUUGGAGGACCAAGAGUUAUCUGCACGAAAAUUAUCCGUUGAAUUAAGACAAAUUCGACGUAAUUCUGCUGAAGUUUUACAAGAACAUGGAAAAUUAUUAGAUGAUAUGUUAAAACAAGAAAAUCUCGAAACAAAACAAUCUGAAGAUUCUGGAACAACAAGUGUUAAACGUGUUCGAAAAAAAGUUUAUACACGAAAAAAAUCAAGUAAUCUACAACUUGAUGGCGAAAAAUCAACAAAAGUGGUGAAAGUAAAGCCCAAAAUUUCAGGAAGUGUGGAAAUUGAAGAACCGAAAAAAAAUUUGAAAAUUCGGGUUGACGAUGUUAUCAUUGAAAGUCUUCCAUCACCGUUAAUGUCACCUGCGAAAAAAAAAGUUUUUAAAGUCGAAAUAUCUAACAUAAAUAUUGAAUCAUUUUCGUCACCAUCAUCUGGUACAGAAAUUUUACCAGAUGUGCCGAUCAAUAAGCAUUCCUUGCAAACAACGGAAAAUUUUCAAUUCAAUCAUAAGACUGAAACAUCAAAUACUGAAAAUAAAGAUAAACAAAACGUUAUAAAAGAAGAUCCCAGUAUUACGAACGUGCAAAUAACAGAGCCAAUAAUUUCGAAAAAAGUUGAAAAUAAACCAAGUAGUCCUGUUUUGAAAACUUUACCCAUUUUAGAAACCAAGAUGAAGGAGCAAAAUAUUUCAACAGGAAAAACAGAUAAAAUCGACCCUGUAAUAAUUAAAAAAGAAAUAAAAAGUGAUAUUUCAGAUGAACAAAAAAUGAAAGUGAAGAACAUAUUUAAAACAGAGCUAGAAGUGAAUAUUUCAAAUGAUAAAGAAAAGAAAGUUGAUAAUUCAACAGAUAAAAAAGAGAAAGUUGAUAUUAUAUCAGAUAAAAAAUCUGAUAUUUCUCUAAAUACAAAAGAGAAAGAAGAUAUUAUAGUAAAUAAAAAAGAAUUAUCUGAAAAUUCUCUAGAUAAAAAAGAGAAAGUAGAUAUUCUAAUAGAUAAGAAAGAAAAAAUUGAUGAUGUAUUAGAAAAAAAAGACAAAUUGGAUAUCGCUCCAGAAAAAAAGACAAGGAUAGAUAUUUCAACAGACAAAAAGGAAAAAAUUGAUAUUCAUAUAGAUAAAAAAGAGAAAGUUGAUCUUCCUAUAGAUAAGAAGGAUAAAGUUGAUCUUACGUCAAUUAAAACAGACAAAGUUGAUCUUUCAAUAGAUAAGAAAGAGAAAAUUGAACUUUCUGCAGAUAAGAAGGAGAAAGUUGAUCUUACGUCAAUUAAAACAGGCAAAGUUGAUCCUUCUACAGAUAAGAAAGAGAAAAUUGAUCUUCCUGCAGAUAAGAAGGAGAAAGUUGAUCUAACGUCAAUUAAAACAGACAAAGUUGAUCUUUCUACAGAUAAGAAAGAGAAAGUUACGCCAGAGAAAAAAGAGAAAAUUUUAUCAAACAAAAAAGACAAGUUGGAUAUUUCCUCAGAUAAAAAAGAGCAAAUAAAUAUUUCUUCAACAACCGUAAAAGACAAAAUCGAUACUGUAACGGAUAAAAAAAGUAAAAUUAACAUUUUGACUGAUAAAAAAGUUGAUAAAAAGAAUUUACAAACUGAUGAAAAUAAUAACACAAGUACGCCUACAACCACAAAAAUGAAACCAAAAUUACAGCGUGAUCCAAGUGUUGAUUUUUGGGAAACAAUUGGAAAUCGUGAAACAAUUAAAUUUGAACAGCGUAAACAAAUAUUACAAGAGCAAAUUAUCGAAAAUCGUAAACAAUUGUUUCCCUUAGAAUAUGCGGAAGAAAUAAAUGAAAAUAAAGAUACCAAAUUACCAGAAAGUAAUUUAAUUAUAAAGUCUGAAGAACAUAUUAUUGAAACAGUUAAUAAAACGAAUGUAAUUAUUGAAGAAAAUCUUAAUGGAAAUUUAACAAAAGAAAAUAUUAUGCCAAGUCAAAUGACUGCCAUUUGUAAAGAUACGAUCAAUGAGCAGGUGGUACCCACGCCAUUAUCUAAAAGUAAAACAUUAAAUCAAAUUGAUUUAGAUCGUCAAAAUGAUGAAAAGAAAAACUUAAUUAAAUCUGAGCCUGCUGUUCUAUCGAAGAAAUCCGAAGAAAUUGUAAAUAAACAACUAAGUACUGAAAAAGUUGUUUCAAAAGUAACUGAAACUAAAGAAUCAGUUUCAAAAAAUGUUGAAACAAAUUUAUUAAAACCUCAAAUCACUGAAAGAAAAGAUUCCGAGAAAAAUGUUCCUAAAACAUUUACACAAUCAAAGUUGAUUAAAAAAACAGAAAGUUUGUCGAUAAUUGACGAAAAUAAAUCAACAGAAUCCGAAGAUGUGAAAAUAAGUAUACAAUCCAAAAUCAUUGAAAGCAAAGAUUUAGAAACAAAAGUUCCAAAAACUAUUCAAAAGACCACAGAGCUAAAAUUGGAUGAAAGUGAUAAGAACAGUUCAGAUAAAGCAGUAAAAAAAAUUGCUACGAAACCUAAAGUCACUGAAAAUAAAGAGUUAGAGGAAAAUGGUUCUAAAACGGUUCAAAAAUCUACAGUUUCAAAUUUGGAGGAAUCCGAAAAGAAAGGUGUCGAUAAAGUAGUUAAAAAAAUUGUAACUAAUUCUAAAGUUUCUGAAAAUAAACAGCUUGAAACAAAUGUUCCUAAAAUUAUUGAAAAGGCUAAAGUUUCUAAACUAGAGGAUUCUGAAAAGAAAGGAUCAGACAAAGAUGUCACGAAGAACGCAGAAGUUAAAAAUUCUAUUUCUAAAAAUAUAGAACCAAUUAAGAAUGACAAUAAAUUGGACGAUACGAAGACAUUCGAAAAGAAAGAUUCGGAUAAAGCUGCAAAAAAAGUUAUUCCAAAAGCUGCAGAAAUUAAAGAUUCCAGUCCUAAAAAUAUUGAUCCAAAAGUGAAUCAAGAAAAGUUAGCUGAAACAAUACCAUCAAAAAUAGAUGCCAGUAACGUUCCGAAAACCGGAAGUAUAAAAGAAGAACUUAAACCAACAGACGAGACUCCUAAAACUGAAGAAUCCAAAGAAAAUAUAGCCUUAGCAUUGAUAGCAAAUCAAGCAAAGGAUUCAAAUUUAGUAAAAUUGUUAUUAGAAGCGAAUAAACCAAAACCUAAAUUUAUACCGAAAGAUUACGAUACGAAGCCACUUGAUCCAUCUAUUGUCCUAUAUGCUACACCUCGAGAUUUACGGCGUCCAUUGCCACGACGUCCGGUUUCGUAUUAUUAUGAUGACUCAGAUGAUUCUUCCGAAGAAACUUCAAGUGAUGAAGACGAUUCCGAUGAUGAUGGUGAUGACGAGGAUGAUGAAAGCACACGAAAAGCAACGAUCUCAUGUUCGGACGAAGAUGACACAUUACAAGGUGUUAGAAUUAGUACAUCAUCCAAUGAUUCGGGCUUUCAAUCAUCGGUUCCAUGCAGUCCAGCUGCCACUGCUGAGAUUGUAUCUUCAUCACAAUCAGACCAUAAAGACUCGACAUCGUCAUCGUCGUUAAUACCCGCACAUAAUCCAGCAUUUGCAUUAGAUUCACCAAGUGAAUCAACAUCGGAUUUGGCCUCAAGCUGCACGACACCAUAUUCAGAAUCGUCGGUAUUAGAAUCAUCAUGUACAUAUACGUCGUAUCAACGUUCUGGACGAGUUACACCACCGGCCACAACAAUACCACGAUUUCGAAAAUACACAAUUGAUGAUUUUCAUUUUUUGAAAUUAUUGGGUAAAGGUAGUUUUGGAAAGGUGUUAUUAGCAGAAUUAAAAGAUACGGAAUAUUAUUAUGCCGUUAAAUGUCUAAAAAAAGAUGUGGUCCUUGAAGAUGAUGACGUAGAAUGUACUUUAAUUGAGCGUAAAGUUUUAGCACUAGGCACAAAGCAUCCAUAUUUAUGCCAUUUAUUUUGCACUUUCCAAACAGAUUCACAUUUAUUCUUUGUAAUGGAAUAUUUAAAUGGUGGAGAUUUAAUGUUUCACAUUCAACAAUCAGGACGGUUUCCAGAAUCACGUGCUCGAUUUUAUGCGGCUGAAAUUAUAUCCGGUUUGAAAUUUUUACAUAAAAAAGGCAUUGUCUAUAGGGAUUUGAAAUUAGAUAAUAUUUUAUUGGAUUUUGAUGGACACGUACGGAUUGCUGAUUUUGGAAUGUGUAAAUUACAAAUUUAUUUGGAUAAGACAGCAGAUACUUUUUGUGGAACACCAGAUUAUAUGGCACCAGAGAUUAUAAAAGGUUUACACUAUAAUCAAUGCGUGGAUUGGUGGUCAUUUGGUGUUUUACUCUAUGAAAUGUUAAUUGGUCAAUCACCAUUUAGUGGAUGCGAUGAAGAUGAAUUAUUUUGGUCAAUUUGUAAUGAACGACCAGUAUUUCCACGAUUUCUUACUGUUGAAGCCACAAAUAUAUUAAGUAUGUUAUUAGAAAAAGAUUCAACAAAACGUUUGGGCAGCCCCGAAUGUUUGGCUGGAGAUAUUAUGGACCAUGAAUUCUUCAAACAAAUUAAUUGGUUAAAAUUAGAACAACGUCAAUUGGAUCCACCAUUUAAACCAAAAGUUCAACAUCCAUUGGACACUCAAUAUUUUGACAAAGCGUUCACACAAGAGCGAGCAAAAUUAACACCUGUUUGUCAAGAUAUAUUGCGAUCUAUGGAUCAAGUACAAUUUCAAGGAUUUAGUUACACAAAUCCAAAUGCAACUGAUCAUUAAAACAAAAACAAUUUUUGUUUUUAAAUAUUGUUUCAAAUUGAUUUAUUGAAACAAUAUUAUGGAGACUAAAAAUUGAAUCGAAUUGAACGAUUCUACUAACUAAAAUCACAUCGUUUAUAAAAACAGAAAGUAUUUUGAAUAUGAUAAAAUCGAAAAUUAUAAAACGUCAGUGAUUUUAUUCUGAUCAUAGAUGUUUAUAUUAAACCCUAGAUCACUA